Molecule: messenger RNA, 7054 nt
Organism: Aedes albopictus (Asian tiger mosquito)
Lineage: Eukaryota; Metazoa; Arthropoda; Insecta; Diptera; Culicidae
Gene: Cph
Product: B-cell lymphoma/leukemia 11B
Exons: 5
Coding region: 1299-4664 (1121 amino acids)
Biological process (GO): regulation of transcription by RNA polymerase II
Cellular component (GO): nucleus
Molecular function (GO): RNA polymerase II cis-regulatory region sequence-specific DNA binding; DNA-binding transcription factor activity
Source: RefSeq, a predicted model, not a curated record
UGUAUAUCGCACACCCUUUAUGAGAGAGAUCCAGUGCGAGAAUGUGUGCUUGCAUGCUGGAUUUGUACGGACGGCCGAGGAGGGAAAAACAUGUGAGUGUGUAGUUUUUUAUGUCCAGUCGUCCUCGUUGUGCCUCCUGCUCACACUCCCGUGUGUUGUGUGGACCAUCAUGGAUAGUCGAAGCAGCGUCGGAGAGCGCGCGCGGAGGAUAUUAUUAGAAAAACCGUACGGUACCGUUCGUCAAAGAGCAGGAGGGUCGUCGGUCGGUCGGUCGGUAGGAAGGCUGUGUUGGUGAGGUGGUGGCGGAUUUCAAAGAAGAGGACGAUGGUUUUUCGGAAAAUCUCCCAGUCCAGCCAGUCAGUGCAAUUCCGCAGACCGAAUGAGAAGUAUCGAAGACGUACCUACUGCAGGACGGACGUGGAUAAGCCGGGGUUUCGUUCAACGUCGUUUGUCCGGCAAUUAUCGUCGGAUCAUUCAACAUCAUACACAGUCGUCCGUCGUCGGUGUCGUUCAUCUCGUGGAGAGUGCCUUGUGCUGCUGCUGCAGCCAGUGGGAAAGCGAGACGGCGCAUCAUAAAAAACGGACGUGCGUGUCGCCUUUCGCUUCGAUACACAGACGGGACGGGACGGGAAGAAGGACCACAGGAUAUCAGUCCCCCAGGUCGUCACCGUGUGAUCAGAAACAAAAAAGACGUGUCCCAGAACGGUUGUCAGUCGUUGUUGGCCAGUGUCGUCGGUCGCUCGCUCUCGAUUGAUCGGAAGUUUCGGAACGUGUCAUAUUUUGAAUAUCGCUCGCCGGACCACCAACGCGCGCGGCGCGUGUGAAACGAUCGUGGGAAGGAACAGGAUAACAACCAUUAGGCUUUUGUUUUUGGGACGAGAAACGAUCGAUCGCUCGCUCACUCGGCUGUGCAAAUUUCGGCGCCAACAUUGUGCUUCGGGAACAACGGUGCUUUUGUUUUAGUGUGUUCGUAACUUACAGAACUGUGAAUGAACCCCCGUUUGGCGCCGGUUUUGAUUGAAGAGCAGCGCGGAACAAUAGCAAAGUGAUUCAUCGUCGGGGCUAUGAUCGCCAAUCAGUGAAACAACAAUAGUCGGUACAAAAGAAGAAACAAAAAAACCAAAGCAAUUCACCCAAAGUGCCAUGAGAAUUGAGAUUUGUGCCGGAGGCAAAUUAGCAGCAGCAGUAGAAACAGUGAUUUUUAAUUUUAUUUUGCGGUGAACCGGAAGUGAUUUUUUUAAACCUGAUUUCGUGUGGAUGUUCGUGUAAAUUGCGUAGUGUGGAGUGUAUGCAGCUCGAUGAAUUAUUUUCUGCACAGCGAGUGGUACAACGAGCGGUACAGGAAGAUGCUGUCCACCAGCGAGGAUGCCGGGUUCUACUCCCACAAUCGGGAUCAUUCAGACACCGGAGAAUCUGAAGGCACUCAAGAUAUCCUAACAUGCGGGUCCUGUCAGAAAACGUUCGCUCUCUCCGACAUUGUGCGAUUCAUCCAGCACAAAGUGCUCCAGUGCAACAAGGAAAAUUACGGCCAGUGCUACUCGCAAGCCACGGCCGGUGACAGGGACUCAGAUGACGGGCGACCCCUCACGUUGGCCAACUCGCGACGGCCCUCGAUCUCAGCUCCGAUCUCGGCGCGGAAACCCAGCGGGUCCCGGGUGCACACGCCACCGCCCACUAGUCCGGCCGAGCUGCUGCGUGACGGUGCCUCCAGUACGCCCAAGCGGCUCAACGAAGAAUCCGAGAACGCCUCCACCUCCCGCUGCCCGUCCAGAACAAGCCCACUGGGCAGCAGUUCCAGCAGUAGCGCCACCGCCACCGCCGCCGUCGAGGACACCGAAGGCCAGCAAAGUAAUAAUCCGCUGCUGGCCGCCACCGUAACCGAUCCUUCGUUGGCAGGUGCAACGGCGUCCACAUCCUCAAUCGAAAUCAAACAGGAACAGCCCGAUCCGGAUCGGGAGGGAGACUGCGGUGACGGAAGCUUACCGGCGGCGACGUCGUCGGAUGAACCCGCACCGAAAAAACCCCGUACCACCUCCACCGCUACCACCACGGAACUGGCAGACGCCGAAUCCAACACCACCAGCAACAGCAACAACGGCGAACCCAGUAACUACGUUUGCAGCACGUGCAAAACCAAAUACCAUUCGGCGUGGCGGCUGGUGCAACAUGUCCAGCAUGCCCACCGGGUGAAAAUCUACGAGGUGGUAUCGCUGCUCGAUGACGAUGACGGCGAGGACUGUGGCGAUAUAGACGAAGCUGACGAGCAUGACGAACCGGCCGAGGUCGAAUCGAGCCGCGUUCCGGAGCUCGAUAACGAUGAUGACACUCCGGCACACAACGACGAGCCGGAAACCUUGGCCCAAAGCGGUAAAUCCCAUUCCAUGAAUAACCUUAGCGGUAGUUCAAACUGUUCCAGCAACAACAACUCCUCCAGUGGCAAUAGCUCUCGAGGCAGUGGAAUCAAUCUGCUGCAGAACCAGCUGCAACUACCCCAGCAGCAGCAACAGCAACAACAACAACAACCACCACGUGAUUCGCAAAGUCUUCCACCGCCGGGUUUGAGACAUCACCCGCUGCUUCCGCCUCCGGAGAUGCAUCCGAACCCGUUCAACCUGCUGCGAAUGCCGUUGAACCACCACCCGCACAGUCCCCUCUUUGGCGGCCGCGGUCACCAUGACUUUCGCAUGGAACAUCUCAUGUCCGAGCAGUUUCGCAGCCAUGGUCUCAAUCUUGCAGCGGCUGCAGUCGCGGCGGCCAACCAACUGAAAACCCACAAUCAACAGUUUAAUGCCGGUGGCGGCGUCGGCGGCGGCGGCAAUCCGACAACAGAGCGACCUCCCUCAUCAGGGAGCAUCUCGCUACCAGGUGGUACCCAAGGUUUGGUUCUCGAACCCCAUAUGGAUUUUUACUCACAGCGCUUGCGGCAGCUCGCGGGUACCACCAGUCCAGGGACUAAUCAAAACACCUCCAACUCUCCCAGUCCCCGCAAGCAGCAUUCCCCCUCUUUCGCCAGCCCCUCUCCCUCACAGCUUCCCCCUACCCCGUUGACCAACAACUCCCGACCGCAAAGUCUCACCCCACCCGAAAAGCACACCGAACUGGGAGGGCUCGAGUCCGGAUCAAUCACCAACACCCCUCGGUCGGCGUCCACCCCUCCGAACAAGCAAAGCCAAUUAACCGACGCGAUGCACUCCUGCGAGUACUGCGGCAAGAAGUUUCGCUUUCAAUCGAAUCUGCUUGUGCACCGUCGGACGCACACCGAUGAGCUUCCCUACAAGUGCACCAGCUGCGAAUAUUGCUGCGAGGACAUCACGAAGCUGAAGCAGCACAUGAAAACGCACGGAAUUCCGAGCGAAGACGGCAUGAGUAAUCAGGGAAGCAUGGAGUCCGACAUGGACGACUCCGACAACGAGCUGAUGGACGCCGAGGACAUCGACGACGACGAUAAUGACGACGACCGAGACGGAGAGCUGGGCGAGGAAGCCGAAGAUCUCAGCAUGAGCAGCACCCAGAGCCACGCCAAGAAGGACGGGCAGGUGCACAUGCAGUCCUCCCUGGUGGGGGAGCUGAUGGACAAGUUCGGACUGUCCAACAUUGCCCAAUAUUCCGAAGCCUACAAACAAGCCCUACAGGAGUCGGGAAACGCGUUGAAGCUGCAGCUGACCAGUAAAGAUCGAGAUAACAACAACAGCGCCAUGGCCAUCCCCGGCCUGGCCGAGAAGUUGAACGGACUUCCGGCGGCGCUGCGGAUCAAAGAGGAACUAGCGAAGAACAUGCUGCAGCAUCACAAUCCCCAACUUCCACAAGUUCCUCUGUUCAACCCGUUUGAGAACCCCUUCGAAGCAUCCAAGCGCAUGAAACUCGAAGGUGGCGACAGCUGGUGGAACAUUCCCGGCCUGCACCGGAACGAAUCGCUGUUCGAAAACAUGAAACCAGGUCGUGAUCGCGGCUCCGGUAGCCUCAUGCAUCCGAUGAUGAAAAAAGAGCACAAGUCCCGCAACGACACGUGCGAAUACUGCGGCAAGGUGUUCAAGAAUUGCUCGAAUCUGACAGUUCACCGACGGAGCCACACCGGAGAAAAGCCUUACAAAUGCGAACUAUGUUCCUACGCUUGCGCGCAGAGCUCCAAGCUCACCCGGCACAUGAAAACGCACGGCCGCUUGGGCAAAGACGUCUACCGGUGUCGGUUCUGCGAAAUGCCCUUCAGCGUGCCCUCGACCCUCGAGAAGCACAUGCGGAAGUGCGUCGUCAACCAAGGCAAGCUGCAACAACAGCAGCAACAACGGGAACUCCAGCACCUGCAACACCAGCAACAGCUCCACCACCAGCAGCAACUAGCAGCGCAACAGCAACUGGCAGCCCAACAGAUGGCAGCAGCUGCGGCGGCUCAGCAACAACAAGCCGCUGCCGUGGCAGCCGCCGCCCAACAGCAUCACCAUCGCGAACACCUCCAACAGCAACUCCAGCAGCAGCAGCAACAGCAACCUCAAGGACCGAUGAUCCCGGUCUCGCCCAACCAUGCGCCCCCGGGCGCUAUCCUGCUACCGCCACUGCCCGUCCCGCCGCCCAUGGGCUCCCUGGCGGAGCACCAGGACCGGAACAGCACACCCUCCAACAGCAAUCCCGCCACUCCGAUCAUCAAGGAGGAAGCGGCCACCGCAUGACUUUACCCCCCGUGGAGUGGCUACGAGUUGCCCCCCAAUCGAAUGAUGUCCAGAAUCUACUAGAAGGGAAACCCGGACGGAACGUACGGGAUCCUCGGCGCUGCGCCGCUGCGAUCUCCUAAGCUGUGUCCGCUUUUCCGCAUCGCGCCCUCCGGUAGGGACAGGGUUCCACACGGGAGUACCCCCAUUUGGCAUAGGGUGCCGGAUGGCCGUUACGCCAAACGGGAGACACUUCCGCUUCUAUACCAUUUUAAAACGACCGAGAGUACAUAGUUUUACGACGAAAAUAGAGGCAUUAAUACCAAAGUUAAAAACAAAAUCAGCGAGAAGGCAGAAUUAUUAGACAAAAUGAUUUUUAUUUCUCCACACCCCGUGUACAUACUAGCUGUGUAAGUGAACAGAAUGGCAUUUAAUUUUAGUUUAUAUAAUAUAUUACAAUGAUAAAUUAUUCCUCCCUUUAUACGAGAAAGAGACAACAUGUACAUUCUAUACCAACCUUGGUUUAAGGCACAAAUAAAUGCAACCCCCCAAACAAAACAAAAAAAGUGAUUCGAAAAUUUUGAGCGUAAAUGCAUUACCCUCAAAUCGAUAAGAAAAUAUGAAAACCCCCCAGAAGAAUAAUCCAUUUUGAUUAUUCGCAUUGUUGACGAAUGAAGCGAACGGUCAUGUUUUUGUUGAUAGUUUUAUCUCGAGAGGUUCCAUUCGAUUUCGAAUGUAGAUUUGUUUUGUUUUGGCACAAAUUUUGCUUGAAUGUUAUUCUUAAUGGCAAACUUUUUAAUGGCAAACUUUGCAGACUUCCAUAAAAUCGGUUCGAUGACUGAAAAAAAUAUAUAUUUUUUGUCAACUAUUUCCUCAUUCUGACCCACUGUGCAAUAAGUUCUCUGCUAAAAAUAUCCAACAUAACAAAAGAAAAACACCAAAAAACAUUAAUGAGAAAAUUGAUUUUUAGUUUUUCUCUCUGAAAUAAUUGAAAAAAAAAACAAAUAUUUUUACAGUGCAACUUUUUUUGAACUUUUUAGUAAAUUUUGAGGAAUUCUUGAUUAGAUCCUUUAAAAAAACAGUUAUGCAUAUUGUCUGUUUCGAGCACGAGGAUUUUUCGUGCAAAAUUUGAGCAGAACAAAAAAAACAAAAAUGGAAUUUUCAAUGGAACUACUCUUCCUUAUCUCUGUAGAAGUUUCCGUUUCCUUGUUCCCUAACCCCUCUGUUUGUGUAAGAUAAUUGUUUAGGCUAAUUGAAAUCACCAAAACUUGCAAACAGUAGCAGUAGUAGAAGGAAUCAUUUUCACUUGUUUGUUUUCAUCUCUUUUUAGCGUUCUUUGCUUUAUUUUUCUCUAUUUCUGUUGAGGUUAGGAGCCGUCUUUAGACACACGUUUCGAAGGUUAUGUUUCAUCCCGUUCCCGUUUGUAUAUAUUACUGGUGAUCUUCCGGAUCUUUGUAUCAUAUUCCAGCUGGCAGUCGAAGUUCUUUUUCUCUGUGCUAGGUUAUUACAGUUAAGACUGAUCUAUUUUCUCUGCGUUUUUAGAAUAAUUUUAUUGGAUUAUUUAUUGGAUCGUUUAGUUCCAGUUCUUCGACGUAGUUCAUAGACACUUUCCCUAUCCGCACAGGAGGAGUGUUCAUGAAAACGUCUAAGGAUCUCGAAAUUGUACAUUCUAAUCCCAACUAAAGACAAACAAAUCAAUUCCACUCGGAACUGCUAGAGCACAAUUGAUAACCGUUUCAAUAGUUUGACAUUCCCGAACCUCUUCAUUUUGCGAGAAAGACAAACUUUGUGAAGUAAUAGAAACUCGGAAUGUAAAAAAAAAUCUGGAGAAAAUGUAGUCACGACAGUUGAUUUUAACUUUUAAGGCGGCGAAAAAAACAUGAAAAAUCACACGAAGAUUCCUAUUAAACAUUAUGAAUUUAUGUAAAUGUACAAAUCGAUCGUAAGUAUAAACAAAAUACGAUGGGAAAAUCAAGUAAUACAACAAAGGAAAACUUAGUAAUUUAUUUAAUGGAGAGACAAACAAAACCAGCUCAUCAAACAAUAAAAAAUCCCCAUUAGAAAAAGACAAAUGAUGAGACGGAAAUCGAAAUCCCAUCAUUGCACAUUACAGGCAUUAUACAAUGUUCUCAACAAUACACGGACAAACGCAAAUGAAUAGACAAACCCAUAAACUCACACAAACAUCCACACGAUGAAACGAGCAUACUUAUUAUACAAAAGAAAAACUAAAAAUCACAACACACAAACACAAAAUAUUUAAUCGAAAUGAAAAAUCCCACUACUGUAUUUAAUGCAAGAAUAGCGAAAUAACGAGAAUAAAAAGAUCAGAAAAAAACCUACAAAAUCCUAUAUUGUAUAACGAUAAUAAAAACGUACUUAAAAGAAGUAAAUAAAAUAUAAAUGUUUAC